This is a messenger RNA of Chroicocephalus ridibundus (black-headed gull), 4160 nucleotides long. RefSeq names its product BAG cochaperone 1 (gene BAG1). Gene Ontology annotation, biological process: protein stabilization. The record is from RefSeq and is a predicted model, not a curated record. The transcript has 7 exons. Gene Ontology annotation, molecular function: protein-folding chaperone binding; adenyl-nucleotide exchange factor activity. The coding region runs from base 1 to 873 and encodes 290 amino acids. NCBI's taxonomy places the organism in Eukaryota, Metazoa, Chordata, Aves, Charadriiformes, Laridae. Gene Ontology annotation, cellular component: nucleus; cytosol; membrane.
AUGAGCUCACCCGUUUCUCUGGCGUCAUUAAUGUGCCCCACUUCCCCCUCCCCGCCGGCGCCCCACGCGCUUGUUUCCGUUCUCCCAUUACAACCCCGCCGCGCUGACCUGUGGGGGCCCCUCCCUCUGCUGACGUCGCACCUCUGCUUCCCCCUCCGCUUCCCGCCCAGCGGGGCGGAAGUGACGCGCUACCGGCGCGCCCCGCCAGGCGCCCGCAGGAGGGUUUCGCUGUGGCGGGCUGAGAUGGCGGCGCCCGGAGUCCCCGUUACCGUCACCGUCACUUACAGUAAUGAAAAACACAGUAUUCAGGUUGCUUCUCAACAGGAAGAUGGUGAACCUACACUACAAGACAUGGCUGUACUUAUUGAACAAGUCACUGGAGUUCCAGUUCCUUUUCAGAAACUGAUAUACAAAGGGAAGUCUCUGAAAGAAUUGGAACAACCAUUGUCAGCACUUGGUGUUAAAAAUGGUUGCAAAGUCAUGUUGAUUGGGAAAAGGAAUAGUCCAGAAGAAGAGGCUGAAUUAAAGAAGUUAAAAGAUUUGGAGAAGUCAGUGGAGCAAAUAGCUAAUAAGUUAGAGGAAGUUAAUAAAGAGUUCACAAGUAUCCAGAAGGGAUUUUUAGCAAAAGAUCUCCAAGCAGAAGCACUAAAACAGCUGGACAAGAGGAUAAAAGGAACUGCGGAGCAGUUCAUGAAGAUCCUGGAACAGAUUGAUGCCAUUAAUCUGCCGGAGAAUUUCAGUGAUUGCAAACUGAAAAAGAAGGGGUUGGUGAAAAGGGUUCAGGUUUUUCUUGCCCAGUGUGAUACGGUUGAAGGAAAUAUUGGUCAAGAAAUGGACAAGCUACAGUCAAAGAAUUUGGCCCUGGCAGAAUGAGGCAUUGCCCUACGUAAUUAGGAAACAUAAUUGCUCUAUGAGCAAGAAGAAAAGUUUGCUCUUUGUUUUGGAGCACGUAUUCAGCUUUUUUUUUUUUUUUUUUUUUUAAGCCCAGUCUGUUAGACUGGUAUUAGUCAAUCAUUUCUCACUGGUUGUCUUGUUUGCCGCUUGGUUAGACCUAUUAUUUUGAAAAGAAAAUCCUUCCUGAAGAAUUACAGAAACAAUCUUUGUGGUGAAUUGCUAUGUAUCUUAUGGACGACUGUUUAGUUAACUAAAUUACGAAGUUUGCAGUGAUGGGCAGUUUUGUCUGAUAUGUCUUUGAAUUUAUUUACAGCUCAAAUCAGAGAAGGUCUAUAAUCCUGUAAGUGCCAUAAGUUGCAAUUGUAGGACUUCAGCUUGAUUGAAAAAGGCAAACUGAGACGACAUCUGUGAAAGUCAAACGUUGUAGUAGACAGUUCAGAGCAAUAAAAAAAACCCUACGCAUUUGUAUCUAUGUAAUGUUUGUAUGCAUUUAUAAAUAUAAGAAAGCUUAAAUAUAAGGGAGUCGUACCUAUUUUAGCCUUAAAUUGUCAUAAUAGAUGGCAUGUACUGUAACAUGUAUGGUACUUAAUUUUGAGUGGUGCUUUAAGUUGUUACUGAGCUCCUUGAUACAGACUUAUGUUUUUUACAGAGAUUUCUGAUGUACUGUGGUUUUUAUAGAUUAUUCUUAUUUUUAUUGUUUGUGUUCCGCCUUGAGUUAUGGUGGGAAAUGAAAUGAGAUUACUCAUGCUGCUCAUAUACCGAGGGUUCAGUUCAAGCAAGGUAUGACUAAGGAGCUAUUUUCAAAGGGGUUUUUAUACUUUUUUUUCUUGAUUUCACAGAAUUCAUGAUGCUAUAUUUAAUGGAAAAUUGCAGUGAUUAUUUCUAGUCUGCUAAGGUAAUCGGUUUUUAUAACAUGUUACAAAGUGACACAACUUUACUUUAGUUAUGUGACUGAGGAUUAUGACUGAUUCUUGCAGUCAGAUAUGUGCCGUGCUUUGCCUUCUCUGCUAGGUGAAAAAUAAGCUUUUGUGGGAGAUAGUAACUGUCAGGAGGUGCAGCCAACUUUGCAGUUGUUGGUCAGAGCCCGUAGCUAAUGUACCUAUAGUGGGAGUUGCUUUUUCACCGAUGCUUCUGGUCGGUAGAUCAGUCAUAGACGCAGUGGCUGGUGAGGUAGUGACUGGUAAGGAGCCGGUUUCGGAGGGAGAAGAAAAGCUUUUGUCUCAAAUGAGUCAGACUGAGGACAUUUAAAAAUGGCCCUUAGGUAGAGAGUCUUUAUCCGUAUGUGGCUGUUUUAAGAUUAGCUGUCCUUUCAAGACAAAAAUAGAAAUAUGUUUAAAAAAAAAUAAUGUUAAUUUCUAAUAAAUUAUGAACUUAUCUAAUAUCUAAAGUAGUAUUAUUAAAGUCUUACCUUUGAUGUUUGCAAUUGGAGGAGCAUUUCUUUAGUGAAAAAUGCCAUUGGACAAAUGAAGUUAUAGCCCUGCAUUAGAAAGGGUCACUUUUAUUCUAAAAAUGCCUUUUGACCAUACCAAGAUUGCAGUUGCCAUAUUUUGUACUGUUAACCAGUUUCUUCAAGGUUGUAUUUUUUCCAUAUGCAACUCUCUCGCCAGCAUCUGUCAAGGAUUUUAAGGACUAAACUCCUAGGAAGCUUGUCUGUCAUGUUAGGAGAAUGGUAUGUUUGGCAGGACUGUGGAUGUUUUUUCCUAGUCUGCUAAGUCAGGUCAUGCUGUGUGUUCCCAGCACUUUAAGGUGAGGAGGAAGAAGAGUUGGUUGUAGCCAUUUUUGUGAAGCCCUACUUAGAGUAGGACCAGAUUCAGCUGACUCUUAAACCACCAGCAGUGCUGUUGCCUAAUUCAGGGGAUGCAGAAGUGUCCACUUUCCUGUGUUGGAGAGGAUUCUCACCCUCUCAAAUGUAAGUCCUCUUAACACAUUGAACUUUCACAGGUGCACAUAUAAUAAGCAAAGUGUCCUCUUGGCCAUGAAAUGAGCUGGGAGCUGUGGUCAUGGCUAAGACUGUGUCCCUUUCUGCUGCUCCUUCCUAUUUUUCUUUCUUGCGUGAGAACACUAAGGCUAUGGGCAGACAUUGUCUUCCCAGGACUCCUUACCAGAAACUGCUGCUUGUUGUGAGUGCAUCCUCAGCCUGGAGUAACUUCAAGAUGUUCCGUAGUAGAUCUUUUGAUAAUCUGGUACUUGGAGGCAACGAGAGUGGUGAUGAACCUCUCCCUCCAGCACAUCCAGAUUCAGCAAAGGGUAGGUGUCCUGAGCUGAAGUUACCUUGCGGUGGUGACUCCUGGUGUCAGAGCGUUUGGUUUCUGGGACAAAAGUAUCUGUACAAAGACAAACUUUUGCAGGAAGAAAAUUCUUGUCUUCCAAAUAUAAAAAUGAUUUAAUUUGUUUUGGAAAACAGAUGGUUGUAUUUAGAGUUAUCUAAGACCUUCUAGAGUGGAUUGACUUUUAUACUUAGUAUGGAAAGAGGAGCCCUACGCUUCAUUUUUUCAUAAUAGCCUUAAAUUUCAGUAAAAGCAAACUUCUGUGCUUUUGAAAGUGCAGCAGACUGCAACUGUGGGAGGAUGGGGAAGGAAGAGGUGAUUUUAAAUAUUCUUCAAAAUUUGUAAAGGCAAACAUAGAGCUCAGUCAAGCUUAAGGUAUGUUCUCUCACUGAUUCUGUAGCAUCACAGGUGUACUGUGAUACCUGUUUUGCUACUGAAUCAUUCCCCCCCGCCACCCCCAGCCGUCUGCCCUGAUGGUGUCAAAGAGAAGUGACUCCCUUUGGCCUUGGUUGCACUUACCCCAUCGUCUUCCUCCGGUCACCGUGUUAAUCUGGCUGCAUUUACGCACCUGGGGUUUCCCACCCAGGCAAAACCUCUUACCGCAAAGUUUUCUCUUUUAUGAAAAUGGAAGUCGAAUCAUGCGCCGCCCCCCUCCCUGUCCCAUCCCCCCCCGCCCCCCCGCCUUUCUCCCUCACCUCCCUGUAAGCUGCUGUGGGAGGCGAAUCAAGCACGAUGUUGAGGGAUCCACGGAGCCCGGAGCCAUGGGACGGUGUGUAAUGGGCUGCUCAUAGUGAUGGCCUCCUCGGUGACGACGUCGUCCUGAAGGUAAUGCUGCUGUCAGCCUGGAGGAACGCUUCCUUCACUUUUUAGCAGUCACUCGUGGUUUGGAGUGGAGUACUUGACACUGUGGAAUGUGGGGCUGGAUUUUUUUUAUUUACUUAUUUUAUUGUGCCAUGGUACAUGAAACGGUAAAAAUAAAACUAUGGAACGUUCUCUGCC